CACUAAAACAAUCCUGGCGGGAAAAUGUCCGUGCAGUCCUUUCACUCUCGUAUAAAACCCUAAGUGCAUCCUUUUGUCUCCCAAACGCUUCCCAUUUUCCUUCCCCUUUUCUCUCAUUUCAGAGCUCUAUAUUACUCGAUUCAAUUCGAUCUUUCACUCUCAACCUCUUUCAAUAUGAUCUGGAAGGCGGUUUAAUCAAUUGUACUGGGCUUAAAGUUUCGAUUCUGUGGGUUCUCUGGUGCUAAAAGUUAAGUUAUUAUUAUUAUUAUUAUUAUUAUUAUUAUUUUUUGGUUAAGAAUGGAUGGAGCUUUUGAGGACGAGAAUGAGCAGACUAUAACCAUCAAUGAGUAUCUUAACAAGGUCGAAGCUGAGGAGUUGGAAGCGGAUUUAGUUUUGGGGGGAGAUGAGGGUAAAGAGUGCACCUAUGCUGUGGGCUAUAUGAAGAGACAAGCAAUUUUCUCAUGCCUUACCUGCACUCCAGAUGGGACUGCUGGAGUUUGCACUGCUUGCAGCUUGUCUUGUCAUGAUGGCCAUGAGAUUGUGGAGUUAUGGACCAAGAGGAAUUUUCGCUGUGACUGUGGAAAUUCAAAAUUUGGAGAGUUCUUUUGCAAGCUCUUCCCAAAGAAGGAUGUAGAAAAUGCAGAGAAUUCAUAUAACCAUAAUUUUAAAGGCUUAUACUGCACUUGUGGUCGGCCCUAUCCUGAUCCAGAUGUUGAAGAACAGGAAGAGAUGAUUCAGUGCAUCAUGUGUGAGGACUGGUUCCAUGAGGAACAUCUUGAUCUCGAGUCUGCCAAUGAGAUUCCAAGGGAUGAGGAAGGAGAGCCGCUGUAUGAGGAUUUCAUAUGCAAGACAUGCUCGGCAAUUUGUUCUUUUCUGACACCAUAUCCUCGGACUAUAUGGGCAGCAGGAGGGAAGAGAGAUGAUGCUACUGCAAGUAAUAGGAAGGAUAAAAAUGUGUUAGAAGAUGUAUCUUCAGCAUGUGGAUCUGGAAAGCUUGAGAAUGAUGCUUGUUCUCAUGGUUCUUCUGGAGAUGAUAAUGCAAUGGCUAAUUUGAAUGGUGAUUCUGUGCCUGUUGCAGAGGCAUCUGUUAUUGGAGAGAAUUCUGAGAAGAAUAUCGGUUCAGAUCAAAGCACAAAAAAAGCUGAUCUUCAGAGUACUUGUGUUCUUGGAGUUAAUCCUGCUACUCUGCUUGUUUCAGAAAGUAAACCACUGUUUCUUUCUAAAAAUUGGAGGGAUAUCCUCUGCAAAUGUGAAAAGUGCCUAGAAAUGUACAAUCACAAGCACAUAAUUUAUCUGCUUGACAAGGAGGACUCGAUUGCUGAGUAUGAAAAAAUGGCAAAGGAGAAGAGAGAAGAAAAAUUGCAGAAGCAAGAGGGUGCUGAGCUGAGCUUUUUUAAUAAGCUGGGUCAUGUAGAGAAGAUGGAGAUAUUGAAUGGCAUUGCAGACUUUAAGGAGGAGUUUCGUACUUUUCUGGAGUCAUUUGACACAUCGAAGACGAUAACAUCUUCUGAUGUCCACCAGAUAUUUGAAAAUCUGGCAAAGAAGCGCCGGCGUGUGGAGUGAGGUGUUUUAGUUUCUCGUGUUUGCAAUGUUAUCUUUACUUGAGUUGGUCUUUUGGAGCUGAAUCUAAAUCUAGAUCGUUUAGAAAUCAUGCACAAGGCUGUUUGUUUCUAAGUCAGAACGUUCUAGUUGUACGAACCGUCAUACCUUGUAGAAAUUCUGUGUCUAUUCAGCUUAAAUUUAACUAGAAACUUUCGUGCUAA
Messenger RNA from Manihot esculenta (cassava), 1763 nucleotides. Its product is annotated as putative E3 ubiquitin-protein ligase UBR7. NCBI's taxonomy places the organism in Eukaryota, Viridiplantae, Streptophyta, Magnoliopsida, Malpighiales, Euphorbiaceae. The transcript is spliced from 6 exons. The record is from RefSeq and is a predicted model, not a curated record. Gene Ontology annotation, molecular function: ubiquitin protein ligase activity; zinc ion binding. Gene Ontology annotation, cellular component: cytoplasm. The coding region runs from base 298 to 1563 and encodes 421 amino acids.